AUGCCUAGUAGAGGUCCUACUCUGAUCAACCUCCCUCCUCCACCCUCAGACCCGGCCACCCCCAGCGAAAUGGGUCCCGGCACCCCCAAUUCCACCACCACGUCACUCUCCGCACUGUCUGUGGUUGCGAUCAAAGACGGCGCCAUCGGCCACGGUGGUCGAGGUGCCGCAUCCUCAGCAAACACGCUUGAAGCCGAACGCGCCGACCGUAUCUCUCGUCUCGCAGGUCUCGAACGAGUUGCUACAUCUCGACCGACACCUAUCGGACACCUGGCUCCUGGCUCAGGCCCAGCCUCUGGUGCAGGGUUUGACAAUGUGCCACAGCUCAAAGAGCGGAGUACGGUCGGUAGCGCGAGCGCAACAGGUAGUGUCGGCGGUAGAACAACGUGGGCCAGUGGGAGUAUUGACUACGACGCAGACAAAAUGAGCGAAGACCAAGAUGACGGAGUAUCAAGCACGGGCGGGUUCAGUGACGAGGAUAAGGCAAGUCUGGUUGGCUUUGGUGAGGGCGCAGGCAGCACAGUGAGCGGCCCGGUGUCCACACCGCACAAUACUCGAGCGUCCGUCUCUCGACAGAGUACGACCGUCAACGCACCGUCGACUCCUCGCACAGGGACCUUUCCGGCCGUCGACUCAGGCCAGAGCACCCCUAUGAGUGGCAUUACCCCCAGUGCAGCGGCUGGAAGCACCGAUCCGAGAAUGAUGGACGGGAUGAGCUAUGAUCAGAACUUCAUUGAUACGACCAUGCAACCUGGCCCAUUGGUCGAUCAGUUACCUCGAGAGAGUCGAUUUUCGGGUGUAGGAACCGAAGUCGCCGAAGGGAUCCUACGCGAUAGGCUUCAAGAUCUGGAACAAAACCAGUAUCCCAUGGGAAGAGGCGACAGUCAAACGUUGGGCAAAUUCCCUUUUGAGAGGGAAUAA
Molecule: messenger RNA, 921 nt
Organism: Exophiala dermatitidis NIH/UT8656
Lineage: Eukaryota; Fungi; Ascomycota; Eurotiomycetes; Chaetothyriales; Herpotrichiellaceae
Exons: 2
Coding region: 1-921 (306 amino acids)
Source: RefSeq, a predicted model, not a curated record